Gasterosteus aculeatus aculeatus (three-spined stickleback) is the source of this 2423-nucleotide messenger RNA. RefSeq lists its product as uncharacterized. The record is from RefSeq and is a predicted model, not a curated record. Lineage: Eukaryota; Metazoa; Chordata; Actinopteri; Perciformes; Gasterosteidae.
GCGCGGAGCGGGGAGGACGCAUGUGGCCCGGUCUCUCGGCUGGUUUGGUUUGACACUGUGUGCGCACGGAGCUAAAGCCUCUUUCGCCCUUUGCGCCGGUGUUGUUAGGACAUUGCGCCAGUGUGAGAGGGGGAGGGGAGGGGGGGGACACCACUGCUGGAACACGUAACAGCGGGAUCCCUGCGAGUAUGGACGCCCUGCAGGCACAACGCGCUGGAGCAGGCGGCGUCGGGGAAGGGGACGCCGAGGAGAGGUACCGCGCUCUCGCCUUUGACACGGCUGUGAGCACCCUGGUGGCCGUGGCCGUGUACGCGGUGGUGAAAGUGAGCCUGGACGGCUUCAGACAGUGGCGGGCCAGGAUCUCGGUGCUCGUCGUGGGUUCGGGACCCGUGGGGCUGACGGCCGCGCUGGUCGCUGUCCGCUCCGGUAAGGUGCUGAAACUGACCGUGCUGGACGAGAGGUACCGCGCGGCGCUGCUCUGCCGGCCACAGCAGAUCGCCUUGGAUCCCCGCAGCGUGAAGUUUCUGCUGGGACUCGGGGUGGACUUUGAUAACAUGGAGGGCUGUUGGCACAACGAGCAUUUCUUCACCCGGAUAGGCGUGUUUCAGGAGUACCUGCUGAGCAUCCUAGAGCAGAAGAAACUGAAGGUGGACGUCAAGGUGCAGCUGGGAACCAAGUUCUCCGAGGAAUACCUGCGGCGGAUUCAGCGGAACGAGUGGCCUCGUGUGAUUGUGGUGGCCGACGGGUCGUGUGGCGACUCCUGCUCCGUGCUGGGCAUUAGCUCCGACUACACCGUGGAGUCCUGCCAUGCCUACGGAGCUAAUGCCACCAUAGAGAGACUAGAUCAGAGACAGGUUCCCACUCCUGAGAUCCGUACCCCCAGCCUCUACUUCGACCUGUCCGCCUAUGGCGUGGAGGCCCUCCGAGAGCCCAGAAAUCCCGCCGCCAAACCUGGCUUCCACCUAAAGAUCUAUGGCACCUUCAGGAACCGCUACAUGGCCCUCGCCUGCCCGGCCUCUGACACCAAGAUGGUCCGCUUCCUCCGGCACACGGCCAACUCCUCUAUCAUGAAGAAUAUUUUCCACCAGUCCUUCAAUGUUUAUAAGACGGACAUCGAGCCUCGUCUCAACGACGUGACGCUGCACCGCAUGCAGUGCAGCCGGCGUCUCUUUGAGAUUCAGUUAUCACACAGACGCAUCAGCGCUGCCUUCAUAGAGGGGGACAAUGUGGCCGUCACCGUGGAGGGGGAGGCGGCGCGCGUCCUCAACUUUGACACAGGUUGCGGAGUGAAUCUGGGUAUGCAAGGACUGGAGUCAAUGGGGACGUUCAUUUACCAGACAGCCACAGCUGUGGACCAGAACGAUGUUCUAGAGGCACUGUCUGCUAAAAUGCAACACUCCAGACAGGUGGCCGAGAGCUUCAAGCAGACAGGCCUGGCUCAAUCAAUUUAUGAAUGAAACACGAGGACGGGCAGGUGAAUGCAUAGUGCCCCCUAGUGGGAAGUGGUGGUGGAUUGUUUGUGUUUACACUGAAUGUUUACAAUGAAUCACUGUUGAUUACACACUGAAAGCAGAUGAACGGACGUGAUCUUUGCCUGGAUGAAUACAGGGUGUAAAGAUGUGACCACAAGUCGUUGUGAUGUACAAUGGGUGGAGCUAUUUAAUUAUGCAUGGAGCACACAUGCCAUGGACACAUUUGCUACGAGGCCUUUGAAGUUCUGUUUUUUCAGGUUGCAAAGCUCGUCAAUUCAAACAGAUGCAGAUGAGAUCUGACACAAUCUACAGUACAUUGUCUAUUAAUGCACUGCACUGGAUUUGGAUUCCUCUGUUAAGUGUCAGAACGAACCGGAUGAGGAGUUUCCUAAAUCUAGUCCAUUGUGUUCUCUUAACAUCGGUGUAAUGAGACUGUUGUGCAGCAACAUCAACAGGAGCUGAAUAAUGCAUUAAACUGUUAUUGUAUGUGAUUUAACAGAGGAGCACAUGUGUAGAAUCUGAUAUCCAGUCUAUCGUGCCGUUUGUCCUUGUGUUUUGCGUGGCGCAAACUGUGUUGAUGACGUUGUGAAGUAUGUGUGUGCUCUUUUUUGUGUACUUUUUAAGCAGGUUUCAAAAGCUCCCAUUAAAUAGGGCAAUUGUAAUAUCACAAACUAAUUUGGCUGGUGUCACAUUCAUUUCUAAAGAACUGAAGUGACAUUUGAGAGAUUGGGAGUAUAAUAAAAUCCUGCUCCUGUUGAAGUGCCAAUAAAUGUGGUGGUUGGGUAUAAGUUAUAUGGAUCGUCUUUACAUAGAACCCCUGUAUGUUUAAUUGGAGAUGAACGCAAUUUAACAAAGGUUAAAGCAACCAGUGUAGGAACUUGUUAGGGGUUUACAAAGAUUUUUGCAAAUCAAAUGAAAAUAAAAUGAAAAAAAACGAUGAGCCUUAAAACA